Molecule: messenger RNA, 1626 nt
Organism: Brenthis ino (lesser marbled fritillary)
Lineage: Eukaryota; Metazoa; Arthropoda; Insecta; Lepidoptera; Nymphalidae
Source: the annotation of a GenBank genome assembly
AUGAAGAAGAUAUAUUGGGUGAUCCUGUGGUCGCUCUGGGCAGCUCGUCUGGUAAGGCAGCCAACGAUGCCGGUCCGAGUGACCGGAGGCUGGCUACGAGGAGAUGUGGCUCAUGAUGGAUCUCACAAGAGGUAUAUGGCAGUGCCUUACGCAACCCAUCCUGCUAAGAGAUUCCUAGCUCCCGGUCCUGAACCAACAUGGCUAGGUAUUUUCGAAGCAAUAGAAGAAAAUGUAUGGUGUUUACAGAGGAUAGGUGCAAGCUGGCUUGUUGGACAAGAAGAUUGUCUGAUUUUAAAUAUUUAUACACCAAUGGAUGCUACGCCUACAUCAAAAUAUCCUGUUAUGGUUUACAUACACGAAGGAGGCUUUUACCAAGGUUCCAACAGCCGGGUCGUGCACGGUCCACAUUAUUUAGUUAGCAAAGGCGUUAUUCUCGUUGCUAUUAAUUAUAGACUUACUACUCAAGGAUUUAUUUGUUUAAGAAUCAAAGAAGCUCCAGGAAACGCUGGGAUGAAAGAUCAAGUGGCAGCUCUUAAGUGGAUUAAACGUAACAUUAAGGAAUUCGGAGGAGAUCCUAGUAGCGUUACUCUGUUCGGAAUAAGUGCUGGUGCAACGUCUAUUUCAUUUCAUAUGUUAUCUCCUAUGUCGAAAGGUUUAUUCCACAGGGCUAUUAUACAAAGUGGCUCCUCAUUAUCCCCAUGGGCGUUACAAUUUAGGCCAGUCUUUAUGGCAAGCUUGUUGACUAAAGUUAUGGGGUAUACUACAGAAGAUCCUUCUGAACUUUACGAAAUAUUAAUGAACACAUCUGAUAGAGAUCUCAUCGUGAAUAGAGUACCAAGGAGAGAAAAUAAUAUAAUUAUAUCAGAAUUACUUCAUACACCUUGCGUGGAACAUGAAAUUGAAGGCGUAGAACCAUUUUUAACAGACAUACCGUAUAAUCUAUUAUCCAAAGGAGAAUAUAACAAAGUUCCUAUAAUGAUUGGUGUUAAUAAAGAAGAAGGCUUAGUAUUUGUUGAUAUGGAAAAUACAACAACAAUUCCAAAAAUAAUUUUUGAGAAAGCUAUACCGAAAAACUUACAUGCACCCUUAGAAAUACGUAAAGAAAUUGGGAAAAAGUUAAUGAAAUUUUAUAUGGAUGAUAAAAAUAUAACAACAGAGAAUUUGGUAAAUCUUUCAAGAUUUCAUGGUGACCUAUACUUUACUUUACCAGUGCUAGAAAAGACUGAACUCUUAUUAGAAUCUAAUGGUUAUCCUGUGUACAGUUACAUUUUUUUGUACGAUGGAUGGAGAAAUUUUUUGAAGUUUAGUCUAUCCUUUGGUUUAAACAAAAUAAAAGGAGCAACUCAUGCUGAUGACCUUUUCUAUGUUUUUGAUCAGCUAUUUGUUCCAAAUUUUUUUGAGAACAACAUGAUUGAUAGAGUAACAACAAUGUGGACAAAUUUUGCAAAAUACGGGGAUCCCACACCACAAAUAUCUGAUCUGUUACCAGUGAAGUGGUUACCAACGAACAAGACGUCUCCUCAUUCCUUAUUCAUCGACGAGGAGUUCUCCUACUCUCCUCUUUGGACCUCCGACUCUCUGAAGUAUUUACGAGAAGUAUAUGCCAAGUAUAGAAGAAAAGAAGAU